GACAUCAUCGGAAACGCUGGUGAAUUUGAAAUGUGGACAGCGCAUCGCGAGUACGAGUUCGUUAGAUUUCGGCGAUGGGAACAAAUUAAAUUAUUCGGUGUUGUAAAACUGGGAGCGUGGCGGCGUGUUCAGUCUCCGGGGUGUAGACGGUACUGCACACAGGCGAGGAUAAUAAUAAUAAUAAUAAUAAUAAUAAAGUUUAUCAUGUGGUAAUUCGCGCGCCAUCACAGUUGGUCCGUUGUUGUAGAUAGAAUCAAUAGCCGCUGACGUCAGUGGCUGUAUGUUCGGUGGGGCGCUAUCAGAGGAGAGCGGGGGACAGUGCACUUGUAACUUGGCUAGUAGUGUCAUGUAUCCGCGCAAGUGGUUCUCUGAUCUGUCGCCUAUGUUUUGUGAUCAAUUUCAUUUGUGCAGCGCAUAAUUUCGCGUAAGUUUCCCACCAUCCAAAAAAUUUUGUUUUGUGUGUGUGCCCUUCGUUGUUUAGAGAUUGUGUGCACACGCUGCCUUCGAAAAUAUAUAUAUGUAACGUGCUAAGUGGCCUUCACCGGCGUAUUAGUGUUGACAUUGACGCAAAGUCUGCAAAAGGCCAAUAGAGGUCAACUAUUCAAAUAUUUCAGCUUUAAUGACAAAUGGCUUCAGUUUUAAAAAUGGAAAGCAGAGAAUCAUUAGCAUAGCUACUAGGCCUUUGGACACUGACAAGAAAAUAAUGCAGUAGCCUUACAAUUAAAAAUAGUCAUUUAUAUUUGUUGGAGAAGUUGAUUUUGAAGUUUAAAACGUCGCUGGUAGCGAUUAAACGGCACACACGCAACGGGUUUCCAAUUUAGAUCUUCAAAAUUGCUGCCAUGGGUCGCAAAAAAAUACAAAUAUCUAGAAUCACCGACGAACGGAACCGACAGGUUACAUUCAACAAACGAAAAUUCGGCGUGAUGAAGAAGGCGUACGAAUUGUCGGUGUUGUGCGAUUGCGAGAUCGCCCUAAUAAUCUUCAGCAGUAGCAACAAACUGUACCAGUAUGCCAGCACGGAUAUGGACAAGGUCCUCCUCAAAUAUACCGAAUACAAUGAGCCACAUGAAUCCCUGACCAACAAAAACAUUAUCGAGGCACUCAAUAAGAAGGAGCAUAAGAACGGAGUGAUGAGUCCCGACAGUCCCGAACCGGAGAACGACUACCAAUUGACGCCACGUACCGAAGCCAAAUACAGCAAAAUCGACGAGGAUUUUCAAAUGAUGUUACAAAGGAACCAACUCAACGGACAAAGGGGCAGCAUGAGUUCAUCGAACUAUUCACAACCCGUUUCAGUUCCAGUAAAUAUAAGCUAUAGUGAUUCUGGUCUUCUACAAUCUAGUCCGCAAAUGGCUCACACGAGUAUUAGUCCGAGGCCAUCGUCUUCAGAAACAGACUCAGUUUAUCCCAGUGGCGCGAUGCUUGAAAUGAGUAACGGUUACCCGAAUUCGGUGUCUCCAAUGGGCGGACCACCCUCGCCCGGACCAAGUCCCGGACCCGGAUUGAGUUCUUCUAAACAUCCGAAACAACAUUCACCAGUCUCACGAUCCAAUUUACGAGUAGUUAUACCGGCACCGCUAGCACCCAACAUAAAUCCGGAUGAGGUUUCUUAUAAUGAACACAAUCGAACACAAUCAACUUUAAACACUCCCGUGGUGGCGUUACAGACACCCGGCCUGUCGUCGUAUCCCGGUUCGUUGUCUUCGUUCGGGGCGCAGGACUUCAGUAUUGGAUCUGACAUGGGACUGGCGAUGACAUGGAGCGGGCACCAGAUACCGUCGUCGUUAGCGCACAACACCAGUUGUCUGCCGCAUUUGGCGGUGUCGAGCAGCACACCGCCGCCGACGUCCAGUUCGCCGCUGCCCGUUAAAAUAAAAAGCGAACCGAUAUCGCCACCCAGAGAGCACCAUCCGCACCUGAGUGCGGCGGGAGUGCACCAUUCUCACGUACAAAGCCUUAAUUUAACGCACAGCAGCCACCAUCCGCGGCCAAGUUCUGCUGGUCAGAUGACUCCGACGCCCGGCAGCGUGACCCCAACAAAUUUAGGUUCGCCGACGGGCACGGGAGGGCCGCCCAGUAGUGGUAACGGCGGCGGGAGCGCCAGCGGCAGUAGUACAGAUUACGAAACUGUACAGAUGCAUAAGCGUCCGAGGAUUCAGGACUGGCAAACCUAGACCGGCCGACGAGGACCAUGUGAGCCUUAUUGCCUGCACGGGACUCUCGGUGUCACAGUGAUAACAUUGUGUGGAUGUGUGUAAUACGGAGCCCAUCGUUUCAAAUGCCAAUUUUAUCAUCUAUGUGAUAAACUAUGAGUCUAGUAAGAACAAUUAACGAACUGAACCCAUUACUUAAACAAUUAUAGUCAUUUAUAAGUGAAACAUUCAUACAUAAAGAACAUAAAGAAGGAACAAUAAUAAUAUUGUUAGAGUAAGCAAGACAGAAAAGGAAAAGGAAAUGGAAAAGGAAGAUGAAAUUUGAUUAAUUUUUUUAGUAUGGGAUAGUGCGGUGCGUUGUAUUGCGUGUGUGCUGUGGUUUCAGUCAGCGACAGCAUAUUGUCAUAUCAUAUGUCAAUGAUAUAUAGAUAUGUGCUGGCGCCAUUAUUUUGUUCUUAAAAGAAACAAACAUAAUAUAUAGUGCCAUUAUUUUCUGUAAUUAUUAGUGUCUUUUUUAUAAAUGUUUUUAGAUACAUAGUAUAUUAUUUAAUUAAAGAAUGUACACUUGUUAAUUUAGCGCGAAGAUGCAGCCACUAACAUACUGAGACUCUUUGCAUUGCAGGACAUUUAAUAUGAAUUAUUAUUAUUACUAUUCUUGUUAUGUAUUGGUGCUUUAUCCCCAACCUGAUCGAAUGUACUCUGUCCAUUGGCUGUUUUUUGGUGACUGUUGUCAUGUUACGAUUAUACAUAAUAUAUGUGGGAAUGACCUGACCUGACCAGAUAGGACUACAGUCAGCCAACCCUCAAUGUUAAAUGUACUGCUUCCCCAUGGAACCUAGAGUGUUCAUUGUUGUAGCCUUUUCAAUUUAUUUGUGAUUUCAGAGUAUGAUAUAUCUAUUCUGUAUAUUGACCUACACAAAGUAAAUUAUAUAAUUAUACAUUAUAUAAUAUAUACAUAUAUUUUAUCUACUGUUGUGUGCACAAACCUUGCACAUAGUUUUAAAGUUUAUAUGAAUGUCCGCCGGGUUUGAAGAACUCGGUAUCCGCCAUGUAGUUGCGGAUGACCCUAUCUCCACUGAACUACUGUAGGAUUGCCUUACUCACAGUGCCUCGACAGUAUGUACGUAUCUAAUUGUGUAGUAAUACAAGUACACCCACCCCUCGAUGUUUAAAUGAUUAGCCAUUGCAUCGUAUGUAUGAUGACCGAAAGCCGCUGCAUCCGGUACAUUUUCGUCGACUAUUCACAGGGUAUUGCGCCAUUCUACACUACACACUCACUGUCACUGUCCACCAAACCGCCAACACAAUUCCGCAAUUCCAUUUUUGCUCCGAUUUGCUCGCCCUUUGGUGGACAGAAACCGCUGCUUGUGCCUUCUUGUUAACCUGGUACCUAGACCUACCUUUCCGAACUUAAAAUGGCUUCCGUGUCACUGCACUACUGUAAUGUCUCUUCUAUGUUCAAUUCCAUUAAGAAAAACUCAAAAAAAAUCUAUUCAACCCUACUUAAUUCAUUCGUUCAUUGGUUCAUCCCUCCGAUUUAUCGAUCUAUCCAUCCAUCCAUCCAUAAUUGUUAUCAGCAAUCAGUCAGCAAUUGUGCUCAUUUGGUGGGUGGUCGGUGCGACUCUGAUAUUUACUUGGCUCAAUCCGACUGUCGUUCUCCUUCUCGUUCUCGAGACGUUGACCCGCCUUUAAGCCAAUUUUGUUCACAUUUUUCACAUCAAAUACCGAUUUUAUUUAGUUAUUCUUAUGUUUAAGUGGAACCAUUCAAACCGCCUUCAUUUUAAAUGGACGGAAUAAUGAGCUACAUCAUGUACAUAUAGUUAUUUUUAUUGUUGUAGCUGUAAGCCAAUUUAAUGUUAGAUAUAUUCAUACAUAUUUGUUAUCACGUCAAAGUUUAUACAUAUAUAGUUAUUAAUUAAUGCAGAUCAUAUCAUGGCAUGGCAUAUAUUGCGUCCAUUUGACAAAGGCAUUUUUUCAAUCAUGUGCAAUAUUAAUAUGACGAUUUAUUUAUCUAUGAUGUAUUGAAUUAAACCAAAUAAAAUUGUUUGUUACAAAAUAA
Molecule: messenger RNA, 4212 nt
Organism: Aethina tumida (small hive beetle)
Lineage: Eukaryota; Metazoa; Arthropoda; Insecta; Coleoptera; Nitidulidae
Gene: Mef2
Product: myocyte-specific enhancer factor 2
Exons: 9
Coding region: 840-2174 (444 amino acids)
Biological process (GO): positive regulation of transcription by RNA polymerase II; cell differentiation
Molecular function (GO): RNA polymerase II cis-regulatory region sequence-specific DNA binding; protein dimerization activity; histone deacetylase binding
Source: RefSeq, a predicted model, not a curated record